CACAAACAAAAACACAAAAUAAUGUUGUGAAGUUAAAGUAUGUUUUUUAAACUUUUAAGGAUGAACAGCUACUUAAAAAAUAUUAAAAGUGUGUCCAAGAAUGUUACUGACAUUCUAGCUGUUAUGGGAAAUGAGAGUGUCGAUUUAGACUCAGCAGUUUCGUCAAUUUCCCUUGCAUAUCAUUUAAGUAACUUUGGAAUUAGCUCAAGAAUUAUCCCAGAUAGUAAAAGAAGUAAGAGCUACAACAUCCUUCCAAUUAUCAACUGUAAAAAAGAACAUUUGCCUUUAAAAACGGAAGUAACUUACUGGUUAAAGGAACAUGGAAUAGAACUUGACAGUUUGAUCUGCAAAGACGAGUUAAAUGUGGAUUCAAGUGUCAAAAACUUCAUAUUAGUUGAUCAUCAUGUGUCUGCUUAUCAUGAAAAAGUUGUGUCCGUUUUGGAUCAUCGUCCGUAUGAUGAAAAAUCCAUGCUUAAAAAAGAGUGCAUUGUUAAUAUUCAGGAAAUUGGAUCUUGUGCAACAUUAGUUCUCGAAGCUAUAAAAAACGAUCUAAACACUGAAGAUAUUAAAAAGGAUGAAAGUCUAUUGCAUUUCCUUUAUGGACCAAUCAUUUUGGACACAAUUAAUUACAGUAAAGAUGCUGACAAAGUCCGUGAGCUGGAUUUUGAAAUGACUGACAUAAUUGAAAAAGCUUUAAGCAUUGUAAACAUAGAAGAAACGCGGAAAAGCAUUUUUAAAGCACUAAUUGAUGCAAGAGCUGAUGUGAGCUGUCUCAAUUCCCUCCAAAUUCUAUCAAAAGAUCUCAAAAUAGUAUCAAAUAAAGAUUCUACAGUUAAAGUUGCAAUGUCAGGGCUUCACGUUUUCGAAUAUCCAUUUAUGAAUGAUGCUGCCGCUAAUGUCAAGGUUUUUGCUGAUCAAGAAAAUAUUGAUGUCAUCAUGUUUAUGGGAAUGAAACCAGUUGAUGAUACUGUAGAAAGACAUCUCGCAGUUAUGGAUAUCAAAAAUAAAAACUUGUAUGAUGACAUCAUAAAAACUGUCGAGUCAAUGAAAAAUCCUGAUUUGAAGCUUGCAUUAAAUGAGGACAUAAAAUUCCUCGAUGGAAAAUUUUAUAGUCAAGGCAAUGUUAAAGCAAGCCGCAAACAAAUACUACCAGUUAUCCGGGACUUAUUACAAACUUAUUGAACGAAUUUCAGGCUCUUCAGCAGUUACUCCGAGCUCUUUUGCCUUUCUUUUUAAAUCAAUUAAUUUUAUAUUAAUAUGAAAAGCCUCAUAAAACAAUGAUGAAUAAAGGAGAACAAGCUGUAAAUUGAAUUAAUAAUUGUUAAA
Molecule: messenger RNA, 1326 nt
Organism: Chironomus riparius
Lineage: Eukaryota; Metazoa; Arthropoda; Insecta; Diptera; Chironomidae
Source: the annotation of a GenBank genome assembly